AUGCACUUUUCGACGAUCCUUCAUCCCCUACUGGUGUUGCUGGUAGAUGCCAACGAACAUGUUCAACCUGUCCAAAGGGUCGUGGUACAUAAUCGACAGGCCGCCGGAUCCGCAGUGGAUCAAUCAGCAAUACUCGCUUCCAUCUACGCAGCCGCUACGGCAAGUGGGAGUGGUCUAGUCACCGCAUCUACUUUCUCAGCCACUAUGGUCCCUAUGUCCGAAGCGAACGUAGGGACUGAUGCUGGAGCAGACUUGACCGCCAAUACAGGAUCAAGUACGACAUCUUCCACAGCUCCGAUAUUGGGUAUUUCCGCACCGGCGGAUAAUGGGUUAGGAAGUACUUCUUCGGUUUCAGCUACAGGGUCUGCUAGUGGGUCUGCUAGCGGGAGCAGUUCAAGUGCAUCUUCUUUAGGUAUAUCAUCAGGUAGUAUGUGGAGUAUGGCCAUAGGAACAGUGGGCAUCAUUGUCGGAGCUGGUCGCGUGCUUUUCUAA
Molecule: messenger RNA, 492 nt
Organism: Tremella mesenterica DSM 1558
Lineage: Eukaryota; Fungi; Basidiomycota; Tremellomycetes; Tremellales; Tremellaceae
Exons: 3
Coding region: 1-492 (163 amino acids)
Source: RefSeq, a predicted model, not a curated record